Molecule: messenger RNA, 1404 nt
Organism: Grus americana (Whooping crane)
Lineage: Eukaryota; Metazoa; Chordata; Aves; Gruiformes; Gruidae
Product: myb-related transcription factor, partner of profilin-like
Exons: 2
Coding region: 243-1256 (337 amino acids)
Cellular component (GO): nucleus
Source: RefSeq, a predicted model, not a curated record
CGGCGGCCGGCAGGGGGCGCUAUAACGAACCGGGACGGCGGCGGCGGCCGGCAGGGGGCGCGGUGCCGCCGUCCCCCGCUCGCUCCGCUCCGCUCCGCUCCGCUCCUCCGCGCCGUUCGGCGGGGCGCUCGGUAUCGGGGAGACGGCGCAAGACAAAAGGCGCGGCGGCGGGGCGAUGGGCGGCGGGGCGGCGCCAUGAGGAGGAGACGGCGGAGGCGGCGGCGGCGGCGGCGAGGACGAGCAUGGCGGCGGGCGGCGGCGGGGCGCGGCGGGGGCUGCUGAAGCGGAAGCCGAACUUCACGCUGCAGGAGAUCGACAUCCUGAUGAGCGAGGUGCUCAAGUACGAGCAGCUGCUCUUCGGCGCCGCCGCCAGCACCGUUAACGCCUACGAGAAGCAGAAGAUCUGGUGGCGCAUCACCAACAAGAUCAACGCCGCCGGCCGCAACCAGCGCGACAUCGGUGAGGUGAAGAACCGGUGGCGGGGGCUGCGCCGUCGGGCCAACGAUAAGAUAACCCGGCACCGGCAGGAGAGGCAGGGACCCGCCGCUCGACCCGCCGUCAGACCCGGCAACGGCAACGGCAACGGGAACGGUUCCGGGCCAGGCCCGCCAGAGCUCGGCCCCGGGCCCGCUCCCGGUUGGGGACCGCGAGGCGCCGCCGGCAUCGACCCGCCGCUCCUCAGCGUCGAGGUGGUGGCGCCGCACGGCGUCAAGGAGGAGGCAGUGAAGGAGGAGCCGGUGGAGGUGAAGACUGAGCCCUUCCACAGCCCGGCCACUGACAGCAUCCCUGGCCGCGGCACCGAGCGCCGACUACCCCAUGCCGGCAUCCGCCCACCCAGUGAGCUGUGUGAGGGCUGGAGCCGGAGCCCCCCCCGCCCCGCACCCCCUGAACUCUCCCUCAGUGACCUGGGCGGGCAGCAGGAGCCAUUGGGCUCCGAUUUCCCGAGCAUCCUCUUUGAGCAAGAGGCUGAGCAUCUCAAUAACUGCGGCACGGGUGAACCGGUACCCCCCGGGACGAUGGGGCUGUCGGAUGGGGCACCCGACUGCACCCAGCUCACCCCGGCCGAAAAACGCAUCGUCCAGUCUAACGAACGGCUGGUGCAGGAGAUGCGAGCUUUCCGACGGGAAUAUGCUGAGAGCCGCCGGGAGACCACCUCCGUCCUGCGCGUCAUUGCCCAGGCGCUGGGCGGCCUCAGCCGCAGCCUGGCCGAAAUCCGUGACCUCUACCUCCGGGAGCAGGCGGUCCCCAAACCCUGAGCCCCCACGCAGCUGGCUGUGUGUGCCCGCGGCCGGCGGGGACCGCCCUGGGGACAGUUUCACCCCCCACCCCCAGCGCCCGGCUUGCUUCUUUUAUUAUUUUUAUUAUUUUUCCCCUUCAUCCCACUUAAAUAAAACUCAGAGCUGG